Messenger RNA from Arctia plantaginis, 2322 nucleotides. The record is from the annotation of a GenBank genome assembly. Lineage: Eukaryota; Metazoa; Arthropoda; Insecta; Lepidoptera; Erebidae.
AUGGAUGUCAGUUUUGAGUUGUUUAGAUUGGCUGUGAGUUUUAAGGUGAAAAUGAAAUCGGCAAGGCGUGUUCGGGUACAUGAAGAUGCUAUACGCCAUAGUGAGUGUAAGAGUGGCGGCGACCGGCUGGCGACGCCGCGGAUGUCGCUUCUUGGCAAACCGCUCAGCUACCGCGCCACGCGACGCGACGCGCGAUACCGCCGCCUUCAAUCCAAGUUCUACAAUUUUCUCGAACGGCCUAGAGGUGUUAAAGCUGUCCUUUAUCACAUGAUCGUGUUUCUUAUGGUGUUUAUGUGUUUGUCGCUGUCAGUCUUCUCUACAAUCGAAGAAUACGAAGCAAAAGCAGGCAUUGUCCUGUUCUACAUGGAGACAGUUGUUGUUGUUUGGUUCGCUAUUGAAUUCUUUUUAAGGUUAUGGUCAUCAGGAUGCAGGUCCCGGUAUCAAGGCUCCAUGGGUCGUCUCAAAUUUUUGAGGCGGCCAUUUUGUAUCAUAGAUGUCACGACAAUUCUCGCGUCAGUGGUGGUGCUGGGCAUGGGGUCGUCGGGCCAGGUGUUCGCAGCGUCAGCACUACGGGGGCUACGAUUCUUCCAAAUUCUUCGCAUGGUGCGCAUGGACCGUCGAGGCGGCACCUGGAAACUCCUCGGCUCCGUUGUCUACGCACAUCGACAGGAAUUAAUAACAACAUUAUACAUUGGGUUCCUUGGGUUGAUAUUCGCAUCGUUUUUGGUGUACUUAGCUGAAAAAGAUGUGGCUGACACGAAGUUUAAGAAUUUUGCGGAGGCUUUGUGGUGGGGCGUCAUCACGCUGUGCACCGUGGGAUACGGCGACAUGGUGCCUCAAACCUGGCAGGGGAAAUUCAUCGCCUCCUUCUGUGCACUGUUGGGAAUAUCGUUCUUCGCGCUACCCGCCGGUAUACUGGGAUCUGGUUUUGCGCUUAAAGUUCAGCAGCAACAGCGACAGAAACACAUGAUCCGGAGGCGACAGCCAGCCGCAACGCUUAUUCAAGCCCUGUGGAGAUGCUACGCGGCUGAUGAGCAUUCCAUGAGUGUUGCCACCUGGAAGAUACAUCAAGUUCCUCUCCCGAGUCCACAAACCAGCCGGGUGAUGAGUGCGUCUUUCAAGAACAAUGCCUCGUUUGUGUCGCGGUUGCCGACUAUCCGCCGUCACAAAAGCACCUCCCUGCACUCCCCGGCGCCACACUCCAAGCCCGCGCAUAGAUACGAUGUCAAUGCCAGCGCUGAGAAUCUUGGCGCGACCAAUGGACGCACAGGGCGCCCGCGACCCGUCAACCCGUCACACAGCGAGGAAUCAGUGGCGGAAACGGCACUCUCCAAGAAAAACUCUGAUGACGAGGACGAGGAGCCACGUUGUGUAACAUUGACGCCGCGACACAAAGCCGCCAUACGAUUCAUAAGAAAGCUCAAGUAUUUUGUCGCACGCAAGAGAUUUAGAGAAGCUCUGAAACCUUACGACGUCAAAGAUGUGAUAGAGCAAUAUUCUUCGGGACAUGCUGACCUGCUAAACCGAACCAAGAACCUGCAGUACAGGUUAGACCAAAUACUUGGCAAACAAGGAUCUAAAGCUAAAGAUGUCUACGCAUCAAAAAUCAGCCUAGCUUCCAGAGUAGUUAAAAUCGAAAGACAAGUAGAUGAUAUAGAAAAUAAAUUGGAUCAUUUAUUAGAAAUGUAUAAGGAGGAUAGAGGUACCUCGCGGAGAUUAGGCAAUGCAGUAACUGGGGCUGGUAGUGGAACCUCCGGCGAAGGGGGACUCACCGUAAGAAUUCGGCCAGCGCUGUCUGACAAGCAGUGCUCUGAGCCCAAUUCGCCUGUUUCUCGCUCUUUUGAACAUCCCGUACCUGCUUCAGCACCACCGAUGCCACACAAACGGCCUAUGAACAGAGGAUAUUCCGACCUUGGCACAAGAUUUAUGAGAAAGAAAGUCAUCGUCAAAACAUCUUCAAGCCGCAACAGUGAUUCCCCUAGAGACGAUGAAGUUGUAAUCGUAGUGCCAACGGACCGCGAGGACACGCCUCCUCGUCUUGUCACAGACAGCUCAGACAUGAUUACAGAAGUUUGCGCCAGUUGUUCCGUGGAGGUCGAAACAGAAGCAGACGCAGGAGGCACGCGAUCCGGGAGUUCAGGUUCAGCGUCUUGGUGUGAAGGUGAUGCUGUUGAAGAACGUGGUUAUGGCUCCGGCGAUUCACUGGCAGAAGACGCGGCACUCUUGGGUGAUGCAGCACAGGCGGCGCACCAACCUCGCCUUAUGAGGAACCAGCGGCGCGACGUUGCUGUCGAUCUUCAUCUCUUACGACCUGACGUCUGA